AAUCGUACAAUGCAUGCACGAAUAACAUAAUUUUUUUAAAUAUUUGCUCUGAAUACAUGGAAUUGCAAUAAACCGUCUAUAGCAUGGAAUAGUUUUACAAUUCGCAUACCUGUGCACAUACAGACACGUCUUGGGAUUAAAAGAGUCGGCAUGCUUUUAAUGAUGCGAAGCCACGCCCCAGACGACCUGAUUCAAUAAAGUCAUUAAGAACUGGAGCCAGACACUAUACUUGUCCCCUGCUAGUUCCUUUGUCCUUUCUUGCCUGCCAAUAUACCUGGAAGUACCUCCCACCAUCGUGGCAGACGCUCUUGCAGUCCGGACUUUUAUUUGAUUAGCCGUAAAGAGCUAAUAUUCGUUACGGCGCGGCAAAUUUGUCGCCUUAUAUCUGGAAGGGUACGAAAGUUUGGGUUUUUCCCGUCAUAGUAAAAGCCUGUCUAAGCACAGUGAGUGAAACGGUACUUUUACAGUCGUCUAGACAUAGGUCGUAAAUCUUGAAAUACAAAAGCACUUGGAAUAGUUACAAAUAUUUUGGGAUUUUACGUCUCUGAUUUUGCAUGCAUAUAGUUCAAUACCUGAAUCAAAAUACACACAAAUCAUAUAUAAACUUUCUAUUCAUCUAUACACUCGUCUGAGCACCUGUGACGAUUCCAGCAAAAUUCAACAACAUGCAAACGGUUGGCUUUAAAAUUUGCUUCUUCUAUUUAUUUUUGUUUACCUGUCAGACUUGCAAAACUGUAGCACAUAUAACAGGCGAGCAAAUGUCAUGUGAAAACGAAGGAGAGCCCAUAACAAUCCUCGAUAUUCCUGUCCCGAGAUGUUCAUACGAGUGCUUUUGCAGCGAUAAAAUAGUCAAGUGCUUAAAGAUUAAUUGCUCCACCGUAGAAGGCUGCCACUCUGUUAUUGAAGACGAUAAGGACUGCUGUCCCCAAUGCAAAGGUUGCAUGAUGAACGACGUGUUUUUUGAAUCGGGGCUAGAGUGGACGGCGCCAAGAGAUCCAUGUAAAAAGUAUACGUGUAACGCCGGAGUUAUCACAGAGUCACGAAUUUACUGUCAUAUACCGUGCGAUAAUCCAUCACCCCCUGCGCCUGGCAAAUGCUGUCCCACGUGUUCUGGCUGCAGACUGAACGAUAACAAAAUGUUUUAUGGAGAAAGACGAUUAAAAUUUAGCGAUCCUUGCCUUUCUUGCGGCUGCUCUACGAAAAAGCUCACUUGCAGGAAAAAAGUAUGUCCCGUACUAAGUUGUCCUCAAUCAAAAGUCAAAUAUACUCCUGGAAACUGUUGUCCUCAUUGCGAAGGUAUCGGGAAAUUUAUAGAUGAUAAGAAAGGUGGAUGUCAGUUUGGAGAAAAAAGGUAUAGACAUGGAACGGAAUUUGUUGUAGAUGCUUGCACAAAAUGCUCUUGCAACGAAUCAAUUAUACAGUGUAAAAGAGAAAAUUGUCCAGUUUUGAGGUGCAAACGAGAGGAUCGAGAAGUUUUACCAGGUGAAUGCUGCAUUCAAUGCAGAGUUCAUCCUAAUGACAUUCCAAAUGAUAGCAUCGCAGAGCCAAUAAAACAAAACAAUGUACAAAUUGUCUCGCCUCAAGUCAAUGAUGAUAAAGAGAAGAAAAAUAAAAUGGAUCGGCCAAGCAGUUGUCUUUAUGACAAUAUUUAUUAUAAUACUGGAGAAACUUGGAAUACGACUACAUGCGCAAAUUGUCAAUGCCACCAAGGCAGAAUAAAGUGUAACCCUGUGAUGUGUAGCUUUUCAAAAUCUUGUUCUCCAAAUUCAGUUUUAAAAAUACCCGACGGUCAAUGUUGUCCAGUAUGCAUAGAAAAUACCGGAGUCUGUACAGUUUUUGGUGGAUCGUAUUUUCGAAGCUUUGACGGAAAAUUGUACACUUUUAUCGGCUCAUGUAAAUAUCGCUUGGCUAGCGAUUGCGAUAGUGAAAGAUUCGAUGUGACAAUGCAAACAACUACCGCCGAAAACGUUGCUAUAAUAAAAGAGGUAUCGCUAAGUCUGUCUUUGGAAAAUAUAAAAGUCGACUUUCAUCAGUACAAAAGUACGAAAGUUAACAACAAAAUUGUUGAUUUGCCAUACCGACUGAAAAAUUAUUUGGAAAUCGUCAAUGUUAGUGAAAGUAUUACUCUUACUACAAAAAUCGGUAUAGAAAUUGUUUGGAAUAAUUUAGGCUUUCUCGAAGUCACUGUUCCCAAUAGUUAUCGAAAGAAAAUGUGCGGUCUAUGCGGCAACUUUAAUUCAAUAAUUGACGAUGAGUUGACAACUCAAGAAGGAAUAUUAGUCGACAAUCCUGCUAUUUUUGCGCAAUCUUGGACCGCUGGGGACGAAAUUUGUUUGGAAACCAGAGAAUACGGAAUACGAGGCUGUGAUCCACUUAAGCAUCGUAGACUGUGCAACUAUAUUAGAGGAUCUGCAUUCGAAAAAUGCCUAAAGAAAAUUAAUCCGACAUCGUAUUAUGAGACGUGCCUGAACGAUAUGUGCAAAUGUACACCAGGCGAUAAACAGUGUCAUUGUGAAUCUUUUUCGACGUAUGUUCGCGACUGCCGAAGACUUGGCAUUCUGUUACCUCGAUGGCGAAAAUCGGUUGGUUGUUAAGCAGCAAAAUCUGACAAAGCAAUGACUAUAUGCUGAAGUAUAUAUUUUAUUCGAAACCAGGAAAAUCUAAGUAAAAAAACGGGUUUACAACAAUUUUAACCAACACUAACAAGCAAAACUGUAUCAAGCCAAAACAUAUCAUUAAAUGUAAAAUCAUAACUUAAUUUUGGUUUUCACUUUUUUAUCGCAUACUAUGAAUAUAAGUAACUUAAAAUGGAUAUUGGCAUACUUCGAACGUAACUCCGAGAUCGACAAAUUCACACUUGAAAGAACGUAGAAGAUUAGGUACUUUUUGUAACCAAUCAUGUUUAUCCAUAAUAGAUUGGAGCUGCAUAGUUAUUGCUUUCAUACUUAUAUUGAAGAAAAAUUUCAGAAUUUGUAUCGAUAAAUAAAUACGUAUAAUACUUAUAAGUAUUCUUUUGUUUACCGCUACUACAGCGAUUUUUAAUUUGACAGCACAUUGUUAUUAUAGUAACUAAUUCCUUAACAUUGCCGAUGAAUUUGAAAGUUUUCAAAUUUGGUAAUGAGAGCAAUAUUUUUGUUAAAUGAUUGUCAAGCAUUUCACGAUGGUUAUAACAAUUAAUAUGUAGUUGUACUGCAAUCAUUAAUCGUUUGAAAUUAUAUGAAUAUGGCACCAA
Messenger RNA from Nasonia vitripennis (jewel wasp), 3232 nucleotides. Its product is annotated as BMP-binding endothelial regulator protein-like. The record is from RefSeq and is a predicted model, not a curated record. The transcript is spliced from 10 exons. Lineage: Eukaryota; Metazoa; Arthropoda; Insecta; Hymenoptera; Pteromalidae. Gene Ontology annotation, molecular function: protein binding. Bases 666 to 2594 code for a protein of 642 amino acids.